AUAUUUGCUUUUCUCUGCCGCAUUAACGAUCAGAAAACAGACUUUUCUAAGCGAUGUAGCGCCUCGGCUCUAUGGAAUACCUUUUUUAACCUGCAUUUUUUGGAAACUGCGCCCGCGUCUCUGAUCCAAAAUGGCCGACCUCAUCGCCGCGCACUACAACUACACCGGCAAGUUCCGCAAAACCCAGCAGGACUCGGGUCUGAAGGCGGACUCCGUGGUUUUUAUCAUCGUCUGCUGCUUCAUUUUCCUCGAGAAUCUUUUGGUUUUAAUCACGAUUUGGCGAACGAAGAAAUUCCACAAACCCAUGUACUACUUCAUCGGGAACUUAGCGCUGUCCGAUCUGCUCGCCGGCGUCGUUUACACCGCCAACAUCCUGCUAUCGGGCGCGAACACGUACAAGCUAACGCCGACGCAGUGGUUUUUCCGCGAGGGGAGUAUGUUCGUAGCGUUAGCCGCGUCGGUUUUUAGCCUGUUAGCGAUCGCGAUUGAACGGCACCUGACCAUGCUAAAGAUGAAGCUCCACAACAACGGAAACACGUUCAGGGUGUUCUUGUUGAUUAGCACGGUGUGGAUGAUAGCCGCUAUGCUAGGCGGGUUGCCGAUCAUGGGGUGGAAUUGCAUCGAGAGCAUGGAAAACUGCUCUACCGUUCUCCCGCUGUACCACAAAACCUACAUCUUAUUUUGUACGACGGUUUUUAGCAUCAUCCUCAUGGCGAUCGUCGUGCUUUACGCUAGGAUUUACGCCCUGGUCCGCACGCGAAGCCGGAAACUCGUCUUCCGGAAAGUUACGAACGGCGCCCGAGGUAGCACCGGCGCCAACAGCAAGAGCUCGGAGAAGUCCAUGGCUCUUCUGAAAACCGUCAUCAUCGUUUUGAGCGGCUUCAUCGCGUGCUGGGCGCCGCUCUUCAUCCUGCUCCUCCUCGACGUAGCGUGCGAAACGAAAACGUGUCCCAUCCUGUACAAAGCCGAGUGGUUCCUAGCGUUAGCCGUGCUGAACUCGGCCAUGAACCCGCUGAUCUACACGCUGACGAGUAACGAGAUGCGCCGCGCGUUCCUGAAGACGCUCCUCUGCUGCACAGCCUGGAUCCGACCCAAGUUCCAGUCCGGACCCAUCGCGGAGUUCAGCCGGAGCAAGUCGGAUAACUCCUCCCAUCCCAACAAGGAGGAAGGAGAAUACUCGCCGAAGGAAACCGCGUCCGCUAACAUCACGUCCUCGUCCUAAACGCCAAACGCUCAGGAUUUUCAACUAACUUUUGGAAAACUAAGCAAAG
Periophthalmus magnuspinnatus is the source of this 1271-nucleotide messenger RNA. It is a transcript of the gene s1pr1, whose product is annotated as sphingosine-1-phosphate receptor 1. Gene Ontology annotation, cellular component: membrane. Lineage: Eukaryota; Metazoa; Chordata; Actinopteri; Gobiiformes; Gobiidae. Gene Ontology annotation, biological process: angiogenesis; sphingosine-1-phosphate receptor signaling pathway. The record is from RefSeq and is a predicted model, not a curated record. Gene Ontology annotation, molecular function: sphingosine-1-phosphate receptor activity. Bases 131 to 1222 code for a protein of 363 amino acids. The transcript has a single exon.